CUUCUAACUUCUAAGUAUCAAACUUGUACCUCGUUCUGUUCCCCUUAAUUUUCAAACUUUGUUGUCACACGAUCACCUAAACUCUCUCCCAUGGCCCUUUCGUGGCUCUGUUCUCCAAAAUUUCUCGGCUUCCUUGUACUCCUCUCAGCCGUAACCGUCGGCAUCAUCGUCUCGUUAGAACGAGCACAACCCACGACUCAUGUCUAUCACUACCACAGUACUGGCUGGUUCAGAGAAUGCGCUAAGUGGGACCCUGUUCACCACCGCUUUAUUGUGUCUUUCUUCGAAGGUGGUGUUGGUUCGGUUUCAGUAACAGAUAAAAAAUCGCCUGUGACAUUAUUGGAGGAGGUAACAGUGGUCAAAGAGCCAAACUUGUCAGGAAAUGCAUCUUUGGGUAUGGUUAUCGAUACACCCGGAAAUCGGGUUCUAGUGGUUCACGCUGACGUAUUCGGAAAUCGAUAUGGUGCACUUGCAGCCUAUGAUCUCUCCACGUGGAAUCGCAUCUUUCUUACCCAACUCACCGGUUCGAGCGAUGAGAAAUCUUUUGCAGACGAUGUUGCAGUUGAUGCAGAAGGCAAUGCUUAUGUCAGCGAUGCAAAAGCCAAUAAAAUCUGGAAAGUUGGGGUGGAAGGGAAGCUUCUAUCAAUCAUAAGAAGCCCACUUUUUACUCCAAAAGAUUGGUACAAUAACUUGGUUGGGCUAAAUGGAAUUGUUUACCACCCAGAUGGAUUCCUUAUAGUGGUUCACACAUUCAGUGGCAACUUGUUCAAGAUUGAUUUAACAAAAGGAGAGGAAGUGAACAUUAUAAAGGUAGAGGGAGGACCCCUUUAUUUUGGAGAUGGUUUAGAAUUACUAACUUCUACUAAGUUGGUAGUUGCUGGGAAUCCUUCUGCGAGGUUAGUGGAGAGUUCAGAUGGGUGGAAUACAGCUUCUGUUGUGGCAACAUUCUCAGGGCCUAGACAUCGCUUGGCCACAGCAGCAACCGUGAAAGAUGGGAAGGUGUAUUUAAACCAUAUUCUUGGAAUUGGAUAUCCUAAAAGGAAGCAUGCUAUUGUUGAGGCAGUCUUUUGAAUGAUACUUUUUUCAAUAAAUCUAAACAGUGGGGAAUUGGGGAUAUGUUGGAAUCAUACAUUUAUGAUUUUAGUGGACGUUUUAUUAGAAUUUGGUGUGCCUUGGCUUAUUUUUAUGUUUGGUUUUGUAACAUUUCUUUUCCUCAAUGGUUUACGUUGA
Gastrolobium bilobum is the source of this 1230-nucleotide messenger RNA. RefSeq lists its product as uncharacterized. Bases 91 to 1071 code for a protein of 326 amino acids. The transcript has 2 exons. Gene Ontology annotation, cellular component: endoplasmic reticulum. Lineage: Eukaryota; Viridiplantae; Streptophyta; Magnoliopsida; Fabales; Fabaceae. The record is from RefSeq and is a predicted model, not a curated record.